This is a messenger RNA of Portunus trituberculatus (swimming crab), 1363 nucleotides long. Its product is annotated as ran-specific GTPase-activating protein-like. Gene Ontology annotation, biological process: nucleocytoplasmic transport. Bases 97 to 828 code for a protein of 243 amino acids. Gene Ontology annotation, molecular function: GTPase activator activity. Gene Ontology annotation, cellular component: nuclear pore; cytoplasm. The transcript has 6 exons. NCBI's taxonomy places the organism in Eukaryota, Metazoa, Arthropoda, Malacostraca, Decapoda, Portunidae. The record is from RefSeq and is a predicted model, not a curated record.
GGCGGCGAGCGUCCACAACAGGUGAGUUUGUUUACAAAAUUGCGUCGCAGAGCCAGAGAGACACAGCCAUAUUUAUCAGCGAUCAUCGAGGACACCAUGGCUCCCGAGAAGACGGACCCAGACGAGAGCGUGGUGAGCGAGGAGGGCGAGGGUGAGGGGGGGUCCAGCAGCGGCGGCGGCGGCGGUGGAGGGGGCGAGGGGGGGGAGCAUGACCCCUACUUUGAGCCAGUGGUGACCCUGCCGGAGGUCAUAGUGGUCAGUGAAGAGGAGGAGGAGGAGGAGAUGGUCAGGCUUCGUUGCAAGCUAUUCCGCUACCACACAUCAGAAUCACCCCCAGAAUGGAAGGAACGCGGCACAGGGGACAUCAAGAUACUCAGAAACAAGCACAAGGCAGCUCAAGUUCGUCUGUUGAUGCGGCAAGACAAGACCCUCAAGAUCCGGGCCAACCACUACAUCACGCCCUACAUGCAGCUCAAACCCAACUGUGGCAGUGACCGUGCGUUUGUCUGGUCGGUUGUUGCUGACUUUGCUGACGAGAUGCCAAAGCAAGAGCUCUUCGCCGCACGAUUCGCUAAUGCUGACAACGCGCGUUUGUUCUGCGAGACGUUUGACAAGGCAAGAGGAAUAGCAACAGUAGGGGAGGUGGAGGCCAGGGAGGAGGAGGAGAGGAGGAGGGAAGAGGAGGAGGAGGAGGAAGAAGAGGAAGAGGAGGAGGAUUCAUCUACUACUACUACUACUACUACUACUACUACUACUACUACUACUGCUGCUGCUGCUGCUAAGGAUGAAAUUGUGGAAGGUGUGAAGGAGCUGUCUGUGAAGGAGUGAGAGAGAGUGAGAGGGUGAGAGAGAGAGAGAGAGAGAGAGAGAGAGUUGGUUAUAUUCCUUAAGGUUUACGUAGUUAAUUGGUUUAUUAAAUAUUUAUUAUUAUUAUUAUUAUUAUUGUCAUCAUCAGUAGUAUUAGUUGAACAAUUUCUAUUAUUAUUACUAUUAUUAUUUUUAUUAUUAUUAUUAUUUUCAAAAGGGGAAUGUAGAAAAAUAUUAAAAAAAAAUAAUAAUGGUGUUGGUUAAUUGCUGUCUGUCUGUCCGUGUGUCUGUCUGUCAAUACAUAAAUAUAUAUAAUCUAGUUUUUAUAUUACUGAGGCUGUCUGUAUGUCUGUAUGUCUGGCUGGGGUGUCUGUAUGUUUGAGUGUCGCUUCAUUCAUAACCUUGCUUUACAUUAUACGAGAGAGAGAGAGUGUGUGUGUGUGUGUGUGUGUGUGUGUGUGUGUGUGUGUGUGUGUGUGUGUCAGCCACCAUUGCUUCUGUGAUGCAAGAAAAAUUCAUUGAUAUGCAAAAAAAAUAAUAAAAAUUAAAAAGUGAA